CCGAGCAGCUGUUACAGUGGAUACCUACUUCGCAUGUUUAGGUCAGAAAAAGAGCUUAAUUUCAACUUCGCAGCGCAGAAGCACCAUAUGCUUUUGACAAACGCUGACAGCUUGGUAAACAUUUUUACGGCUGAAUUGGAGACUGCGAAUACUUGUGCAGCUCUUCCACACUCUUCUGACUUCCAUCCUAUCCCGAGGUUUCACAUCUCCACCUCAGCACUGUUAGAGGUCCAUUAGCCCGAGACCCUACUCGUAUUUGUAAGCGCGUCUGCCCUUUCACCACCCAGCGCAAGGGCCGUAGUUCCGCCAUGCGGACUGCCUGGUCGCCUGCCCCUUCUUCAAUGUCAUCAUCCCUCGGCCAACCCUCCGUACGACGACACCCAUCAACCGCCUCCGCCUUUUCGCUUCAGCCGCAGUCACGGUCCUUACGACGUGCGGGCAAUGCCGUUAGCCUUCAGGCCCGUCGUCCAUUUUCUGGAACCCCCCGGCUUGCCCUGAACCGAACGCCGAGCCAUGUGGACAUCUUCAAGGCCGCGGCGGUUGGGCCCCAAGGAUCAAACGCCGCCGGAUCCCAGCCCCUCCUGACUCCGCAAAUAGUUGAAUCAGGAGUUGCUCAACAAAGCUCGGGUGAUGGACGUUUAUCCGUGGAGGUGCUGCCCGCCGCUAGUCCCGCAGAGCUUCGAGCUGCAGCCUUCCUCCGUGCCGCAUGCUUCUACACCUAUCCCGCCGGCCGAAGCGAAUUCGCGGAACGGUCCCAUCGCCUCAUGAAGGCGAAUGCGGAAUGGGACUCCCUGACCGCCAAAGUCGCAGGCCGCGAUCCCGCCUUUCGCGAGCUGGACGUGACCGCCUUCAUCGCCGCUGUGAACGUAGAGCCGGAACAACCAGACAGCAGUGAUGAUGGAAGCAAGAAAGCAACAGCAGCAUCAGCCAACGCAACGCCACCAACAGCAGACCCCACAGCAUCAACAACAGAGAGUGAAGCUGCCCAAGGCCAGGUGAAGCCCACAAGUGGCACCGCAGCAGCCUCCGAACAUGCCGUACAAAUGGAUCUGGAACCAAAUCGUAGCAACCGGCGGGAGUUGCUGUCGAAAAUGCGGUCAGGUCUGGACGCGUCAGCUCAGUUGCCAGCGGAACCAGGGCUCAACCCGCGGUUGGUGGUUGGGUCGUUGGAUCUCAAUGUGGGUCACUCGUUGCCGUCGGAGGAGCUGGUGGGCCAGCAGCCGCAGGUGGACCCCAGGCGCCGGCGGGCCUACCUCAGCAACGUGUGUGUCGCGCCCUCCGCCCGGCGCCUGGGGGUCGCCAGGGCGCUGCUGAGGCAUGCGGAGGGAGCCGCCAGGCGUGCAGGGGUAGAUUGGCUGUACGUGCAUGUGGUGGCCGAGAACACAGCCGCCGUGCGACUGUACUGCGAUGCGCUUGGUUUCCAGGUGGAGCAAUCCGAGUCGGAAGGCGACGCACGCUCGCUGGGUCGGCCGCGCCGGCUGCUGCUGGUGAAGCAGCUGGGGCCCUAGCAGCCCACCGCAGCCGUGCCCACGGUUACUGGGGCAACCGUAAUUACGGGGCAGACACGCGCAGGUUUUAAAAAGACCGAUCUCAUGGUUC
Messenger RNA from Astrephomene gubernaculifera, 1599 nucleotides. The record is from the annotation of a GenBank genome assembly. NCBI's taxonomy places the organism in Eukaryota, Viridiplantae, Chlorophyta, Chlorophyceae, Chlamydomonadales, Astrephomenaceae.